AUGUCAAAGAAUGUUGCAAAUCUACCUUCAGUUGGGAAUGAAGUUAAGACUACUGAAGAUAAGAAUGUGGAAGCUGAAAAGCAACAAGCUCAGAAGCCAAAGAGUUCUUGUUCUAUGCCACCUCACUGCGAUAUUCUUGAACCAAAGUCUGCAAAGGUAUCUUCUACACUUUGGGCAGUUUUGCCAAAGCCAAAGAAUGCUGGUGUUAAUACAUUGUCACCCAAUGCUUAUGCUAAGCCACCUCACUAUGAUAUUCUUGAACCAAAGUCUACAAAGGUAUCUACUAUACUUCGGACACUUUUGCUAAAGUCAAAGAAUGCUAGCGUUAAUACAUGCCCACCAAAGUCUGCAACAUUUUUGGCACUUUUGCCAAAGCCAAAGAGUACUGCAAAGUUACCUUCAGCUGAGAAUGAAGCUGAGACUGCUGAAAGUGAGAAUGUGGAAGCUGAAAAGAAACAAGCUGAGAAGGCAAAGAAUGUUGGUGUUAAUACAUUGUCACCUAAGUCUGCAACACUUUUGACACUUUUGCCAAAGCCGAAAAAAACUGCAAAGCUACCUUUAGCCGAGAAAGAAAUCGAGACUAUUGAAAAUGGGACUGCGAAAGCUAAAAAGCAACAAGCUGAGAAGCCAAAGUGUUCUGCAAAGGUAUCUUCUACACUUCGGGCAGUAUUGGCAAAGCUAAAAAAUGCUGGUAUUAAUACAUUGUCACCAAAGUCUAAAACACUUUUGGCACUUUUAUCAAAACCAAAGAGUGUUGCAAAGCUAUCUUCAGCUGAGAAUGAAGCUAAGCGUGUUGUUGAUGAGAAUGUGCAAGGUGAAAAGCAACAAGCUGAGAAGCCAAAGAGUGCUUGUGCUAAGUCACUUAACUGCGAUAUUCUUGAACCAAAGUCUGCAAAGCUUCAGUUGAGAAUGAAGCUAAGACUGUUGAAAAUGAGAAUGCGGAAAGCUGAAAAGCAACAAGGUAAGAAGCCAAAGAGUGCUUAUGCUAAGUCGCCUCACUGCGAUAUUCUUGAACCAAAGUCUGCAAAGAUAUCUCCUACACUUCGAGCACUUUUGCUAAAGCCAAAGAAUGCUGGUGUUAAUACAUGGCCACCUAAGUCUACAAUAUUUUUGGUACUUUUGCCAAAACCAAAGAGUGCUGCAAAGCUAGCUUCAGCUGAGAAUGAAGAUGAGACUGUUGAAGAUGAGAAUGUGGAAGCUGAAAAGAAACAAGCUGAGAAGCCAAAGAGUGCUUGA
Prunus persica (peach) is the source of this 1236-nucleotide messenger RNA. RefSeq lists its product as uncharacterized. The transcript has 5 exons. NCBI's taxonomy places the organism in Eukaryota, Viridiplantae, Streptophyta, Magnoliopsida, Rosales, Rosaceae. Bases 1 to 1236 code for a protein of 411 amino acids. The record is from RefSeq and is a predicted model, not a curated record.